Molecule: messenger RNA, 983 nt
Organism: Strongylocentrotus purpuratus (purple sea urchin)
Lineage: Eukaryota; Metazoa; Echinodermata; Echinoidea; Camarodonta; Strongylocentrotidae
Exons: 3
Coding region: 75-512 (145 amino acids)
Source: RefSeq, a predicted model, not a curated record
UAGCAGACGACAGCGGACCGUCAAUCUUUCUUUUUCUUUUCUCGAGAACACUCAAUUUAACUCUACCAGCCAUCAUGAAGGUUUCUAUGAUCCUCGUUUGCUUGGCCCUUGUGCCUUUCGUCGUAGCUCAGACGCCUCCAACGGAGGAAGAAGCCGGCCUCUGGGAAUAUAUCAGCGGCCUUUUCGAAACGGAUCCCAUCAUCACCAUCAAAGAAAAGGCCCAGGUUGUCAUCGACAACGUGAAGGAUACCCACGUCAAGGUCAACGAUUUUUUCGCCGAACUCGAGCUCCCAACCAUCCCAGGCGAAGACGAGUAUCCCACCAUUGAAGAGCUCGAUGCCCAGAUGAGGGAGCUAUCCGAAAAAAUUGAAAAACGCAUCCAGGAUGCUAUUGACAGCAUCGACUUUGACGCAUUCAACCUGGACGGCGAGCCUGAAGGCGAGAGCGAGCACGAAGCCGAGCCCGAGCCAGAACCAGAGACUCCUCCCCGUGCAAAGUGGUACCAGUGGUGAACAAUCAAUGAUAUUGACUGAAUUCCCAUGAACAGUGAUUCCAUUCUCAAGAAGAAUAUCUCCAAACGCCCGAAAUUUCCCGCGAAAUUUACCCUGAUUACACCUCCACACAAUCUGAUCGCGUUUAUAUCGCAAACUCAACAAGAAUUAAGAUAAACAGUGCAUUCUCAAAAUGCAUGAUGAAGAAGUAUUUUCUAGUCCUCAUUGUUGAUAGAUCUGUCAUAAGGAGAAUAAAAUGCUGUCAUUUGUUAUCAUGACAAAACAUUAUGACGUCACAGGGUAGAAUUCGAUUAAUUCAAACAACCUGUUUUUGUCUCUGUUUUAUAUUUCUUUUUUUCUUAAUCUAUUAAACGUCGUUGCAUUAGCUGCACGAAAAAAAGAUUAUUCAUAUGCUUAUUAAAUUAUUGUGAUAACGGUAUUCGAUAAAACGUGUAAAUUUGUUUCUUAUUGAGUAAAAUGUUGUAAAAUCUA